AUGGCACCGAGUGUUGACCCAGAGAUUCUUCGAGCCCUCGGCAUAGAAGGCCAAGAUGCCAAGAUCACCACCCACGGCGCAUCUGGCUUCUCAUCAACCUUCAAGUUAUCAGCCACGAUAGACGGCCAGCCCAUGAAUUACUUUGUCAAAACCGGUACCGGAGAGAGCGCAGAUUUCAUGUUCAAAGGAGAACAUGCAUCCUUAAACGCAAUCCAUGACACCGUCCCCAACUUCUGUCCCAAAUCUUAUGCCCACGGCGCCAUGUCAGCGUCAAACAAAUACUUUCUCAUCACCGACUUUCUCGACCUGGGGUCCUCAGCCUCCGGAGGUUCCGGCCUAUCCUUGGCAGCCAAAUUAGCAAAGCUGCAUACAACGCCAGCGCCCAACCCAGAAGGCUACGACAAACCCAUGUUUGGAUUCCCCGUCUCGACGUGCUGCGGGGAAACAGCGCAAGACAAUGCGUGGAAAUCGUCCUGGGCUGAGUUUUAUGCUGAUAACCGACUGCGCGGCAUUCUCAGAGAGUGCGUCAAGAACAAUGGCAGUGACAAUGAACUAACCAACACUGUUGAAGCAGUGGCAUCCAAGGUCGUCCCUCGGUUAAUAGGUGAUUCCACCGUCAAGAACAUAACACCAGUAGUUAUUCACGGUGAUUUGUGGAGUGGGAAUCAUUCCAGAGGCCAGAUCGGUGGCAAAGGGGGCGCAGAAGAAGUUGUCUUUGAUCCGUCAGCUGUGUAUGGCCACUCGGAGUACGAACUGGGCAUAAUGAAGAUGUUUGGAGGAUUUGGAAGUAGUUUUUGGAACGAGUAUGAAAAGCUGGUUCCAAAGGCACACCCGAAAGAGGAGUGGGCGGAUAGAAUUGCCCUGUAUGAACUGUAUCACCAUUUAAAUCACUUUGCCAUCUUUGGCGGUGGUUACCGCGGAGGAGCCAUGUCCAUUAUGCGGAAGCUAAUUGCCAAAUAUGGUCGGUAA
Pochonia chlamydosporia 170 is the source of this 969-nucleotide messenger RNA. RefSeq names its product phosphotransferase enzyme family protein. The transcript is spliced from 3 exons. Bases 1 to 969 code for a protein of 322 amino acids. The record is from RefSeq and is a predicted model, not a curated record. Lineage: Eukaryota; Fungi; Ascomycota; Sordariomycetes; Hypocreales; Clavicipitaceae.